This is a messenger RNA of Haliotis rubra (blacklip abalone), 1700 nucleotides long. RefSeq names its product spliceosome-associated protein CWC15 homolog. Gene Ontology annotation, biological process: mRNA cis splicing, via spliceosome. Gene Ontology annotation, molecular function: RNA binding. The transcript has 7 exons. The record is from RefSeq and is a predicted model, not a curated record. The coding region runs from base 150 to 809 and encodes 219 amino acids. NCBI's taxonomy places the organism in Eukaryota, Metazoa, Mollusca, Gastropoda, Lepetellida, Haliotidae. Gene Ontology annotation, cellular component: catalytic step 2 spliceosome.
ACUAGUCUUGAAGAUAACAGUUUUCCUUGAGAGGAGAAAAUGGCUGCCCUGUGAGCGUGUGGAACAUCAACAAGAAGUAAUACCACGAAGUUUCUGUCUCUUAUGUGGGGACGUUUUAAUCUCUUGGGAACAGAGCAUAUUUAGUAACCAUGACAACAGCUGCCAGACCUACAUGGGAUACGGCCCGUGGUGGACGGGGUAAAGGUGAAGGUGACCUGAGUGCUUUGUCUAAGCAGUACUCUAGUCGAGAUUUACCAUCUCACACCAAGCUUAAGUACAGACAAGAAGGUCAAGGAACUACAGAGGAAACAAGCAGGCGUGACUUCCGCCGUGAACUCGAUGACAGAGAGCGAUCUGCCCGGGAAAAGAGAGACAGGAACAGGGAAUCAUCCAGCAGCAGCAAGCGUCCUCGUCUGGAGCAGAUUCCUGCCGCCAACUUAGAUGCUGACGAUCCAGUGGAUGAUGAAGAUGAUGAUGAUGAUUCUGAUGAUGAAGACGACACAGCAGAACUUCUGGCAGAAUUGAACAAAAUCAAGAAGGAGAGAGCAACAGAGAGGGCCAAGAUGGAAUCUGAACGUAAACAGGAGGAGGAAAGAAUCCGAACAGAGAACAUUCUCCGUGGAAAUCCCCUCAUUAAUAAAGAUGGAGAAAAACCUGUAGCAGAUUUUAAAGUAAAAAGAAGGUGGGAUGAUGACGUGGUCUUCAAGAACUGUGCCAAAGGGGAAGAGGAACGCAAGACGAGGGGCUUUGUCAAUGACACACUCAGAUCAGAGUUUCAUAAAAAGUUUAUGGAGAAAUAUGUGAAAUAACAGACUGUGUUACAAACUUGGAUAAAGACUUGUGUUGCAACACUUUACAUGGCUGAUGAAACAAGAAAUGUCGCUCAUCUCGGUAUUGCUGUUGUGAAAUGUGGUUACGAUGUUAGUUGUCUGCAGACAAAGCAACCUGUUGGUACUGUUUUCCUGAUGAGGGUGAUGAGUGGACAAAAGGAAAUUCAAACCAGAUCCCUGGCAAAUCAAAACCCGUGUUUGUGGUGUUUGCAAACAGCCAUGUUUCCCUGUCCAGGGGAGAUAAUCCGUACCUUGUCAUUUCUAUCCGAAGGUUACUGUAAACAUGUCGCCACCAGCGGAGGGGAGUGGCUGGGUGUCUUGAGUAUCGUCUUCUCAAUAUUUUCAUUUCAUCUCUUAGAGGACGAUGGUAUUGGGGGCAGUGGUGUAGUCUGGUAGUUGAGGCGUUUGCUCGUCAUGCCUUUGAGCCAGGUUUGAGUCCCCACAUGGGUACAAUGUGUGAAGACCAUUUCUGGUGUUCCCCGCCGUGACAUUGCUGGAAUAUUUUGCAUAAAGCAGCAUAAAACUAAACUCACUCACUCACUCACAGUGAUAUUGACAUGUGUACUCAGUUACGCAUCAGAAUUUGUUUCACUCUCUGACUGAUAGGAUCGAAAAUGUCUAUACAGAUAUGUUUUUCAUACCUCUGUUUUCACCAUGUCACAUAACUAUCAAAGAAUCAUCAAUGAAAAUGUCAUAUUGUUUUUAGGGUAGUAUAUGUACAUUUACUUACACAUAUUACAAUGCUAUUAAUGUACUAGUGUCUGUGGAAGGUCUGAACUUGAGCGCGAGUACAUGCUGUUGAUGAAUAUUUAGUUUACUGUGUCUUCAAUGUCGCUAGGAUCAUCUGUGUCAAAUAAAUAAAGUAAAAAC